AUGAGGAGAAACAUGAAGCUAUCACCUAAGUUUUUUGGUCCUUUUCAAAUUUUGGAAAGGAUUGGACAGGUGGCUUAUCGCCUUGAGUUACCUCCACAGUCACAGCUACAUCCUGUUUUCCAUGUCUCUUGUUUAAAGAAAAAAGUUGGACAACAUAUUUCUCCUUUGACAACAUUGCCUCCAGUAGAUGUUCAAGGAGAAAUUGCACCUGAGCCUCAGACUAUUCUACAGCGCCAUAGCAGGAAGGAAGGGGCUCAUUACAGAUUGGAGAGUUGGCGUGGUUUUUAUCGAAGCAUUCGUCCAACUCAGAUGGGGCUAUCUCUGAAUAUAGACAGUUUUCAUCAAAGCAUGGUGUUCGAUCUUGGUAAGGAGACAAACCUGAGCGUUAAGAAGAAUUCUGCUCAUCUUUUGCUUGAUAUAGUGCCACUUAAAAUGGUGUUUAAGCCCUUUGAGAGAGGAGGGGAAAUAAAAACCGAUCACUAUUUGCCAAUCCAUAGAGAAGCUCCAACAUUUGUUGAGCAGGCACCUGAACAAGAAAUCCUUGUUACGGGAAUUAAGGUUGUUGAUCUUCUUGCACCAUACCAAAGGGGUGGUAAGAUUGGUCUGUUUGGUGGUGCUGGUGUAGGAAAAUUUGUGCUUAGUAUGGAACUUAUCAACAAUGUUGCAAAAGCUCAUGGUGGUUUCUCUGUGUUUGCGGGAGUUGGAGGACGCACUCGAGAGGGUAAUGACUUGUAUAGGGAAAUGAUGGAGAGUGGUGUCAUUAAGCAGGGUGAAAAGUAG
This is a messenger RNA of Juglans microcarpa x Juglans regia, 780 nucleotides long. RefSeq names its product ATP synthase subunit beta-like. Gene Ontology annotation, molecular function: protein binding; ATP binding. Lineage: Eukaryota; Viridiplantae; Streptophyta; Magnoliopsida; Fagales; Juglandaceae. The transcript has 2 exons. The record is from RefSeq and is a predicted model, not a curated record. Gene Ontology annotation, biological process: proton motive force-driven mitochondrial ATP synthesis. The coding region runs from base 1 to 780 and encodes 259 amino acids.